AUGAACGGCGCAACCGCUGCGAACGGCAAGGCGCCGACGAAUGAUUUCAAGACAAACGGCAAUGGCAGCGGUCGAAGGGACCCGGAUGAGCCGCUCAUCAAAGUCCAGCCGCCACGCCGUGAAGACCUGCAACCAUCGUAUGCGCAAAUGAUCCAGGCAGACACCGAGGACGCCGCGCAACAUGGCUGGUACGGAUCCAUGAUCAACAGCCUAGGCACCCUCAUUGGUACCUGUGGCGCCAUUCCCUGCUGCAUCGUCUGCCCCAACCCGUACAAGCCGGUCGCACAAGGAAACGUCGGUCUCGUAACCAAGUUUGGCCGCUUCGCGCGUGCCGUCGAUCCAGGUCUCGUCAAGAUCAACCCACUAUCCGAGCAGCUCAUCCAGGUCGACGUCAAGAUCCAAAUUGUUGAGGUUCCCAAGCAAGUCUGCAUGACCAAGGACAACGUCAACCUCACACUCACUUCCGUCAUCUACUACCAUAUCACCUCGCCUCACAAAGCCGCCUUCGGCAUUUCCAACAUCCGCACUGCCCUAGUGGAGCGCACCCAGACCACCCUCCGCCACGUCAUCGGCGCCCGCGUGUUGCAGGAUGUCAUCGAGCGCCGCGAAGAGAUCGCCCAGUCCAUCCGUGAAAUCAUUGACGAGACCGCCGCCGGGUGGGGCGUGCAAGUUGAGAGCAUGCUGGUCAAAGACAUCAUCUUCUCGCAAGAGCUACAAGACAGCUUGUCCAUGGCCGCGCAGAGCAAGCGGACGGGUGAGGCCAAGGUCAUCAGUGCGCGGGCUGAGGUCGAGAGUGCCAAACUCAUGAGGCAGGCGGCCGAUAUCUUGAGCAGUGCGCCGGCGAUGCAGAUCCGCUAUCUGGAAGCUAUGCAGGCGAUGGCGAAAACGGCCAACAGCAAGGUCAUCUUCCUGCCCGCGCAGAACCAGACCGUGCAGUCGCAGCUCGCGAUGGCGGAGCAGCAUGGCGAGGGUCCGAGCAGUUAUGCCAACUACGGCCAACCUGGCGGCUUGCACAGCACCGGCGGUAACGGCGGUAUGGGCGAGUACGGUGGCAACACGCAGGGCUUCCAGAAUGCGGUCAAUGCUCGCGUGGUGGAGAACAUGUGA
Baudoinia panamericana UAMH 10762 is the source of this 1107-nucleotide messenger RNA. RefSeq lists its product as uncharacterized. Gene Ontology annotation, cellular component: plasma membrane. Lineage: Eukaryota; Fungi; Ascomycota; Dothideomycetes; Mycosphaerellales; Teratosphaeriaceae. The transcript has 2 exons. Bases 1 to 1107 code for a protein of 368 amino acids. The record is from RefSeq and is a predicted model, not a curated record.